AUGAAGUCCGCAGCCUCAGUUAUUUCGGGCGUCGGAGCCUCUAGUAUCCCAUCUACCUCUGCCUCAGCCGGACUCCCUAACAUGACGAUGACGCCUAAAGAUGCAAAUGCUGCGGAAGCUAUCGCGAAAUCUCGCAGCGUUCGAACACAGGCGGCCUAUGAAGAUCAGUUUCAAAAGAAGAAAAAGCGCUACUUACGCACGGCGGCUGGAAUGGUUUGGGAGGAUCCGAACCUUAACGAAUGGGACCCAAAUGACUUCCGAAUGUUCUGCGGUGACUUAGGCCAGGAAGUCGAUGAUGAAACUUUGCGUCGUGCAUUCAGCCACUACGAAUCUUUUAAAAAAGCCCAUGUUGUUCGUGACAAACGCACGAACAAGUCACGUGGUUAUGGAUUUGUCAGUUUCUCAGACCCAAAUGAUUUCACACGAGCUCUUCGAGAAGUAAACGGUAAAUACGUUGGUAAUCGACCGAUAAAGCUGAAGAAAAGUAACUGGCGCUCUCGACAAUUGGAAGUCCAGAAGAAAAGGGAUAAAGAAAAGAAAAAGCUUGGACUUAAAAUAUGA
This is a messenger RNA of Protopolystoma xenopodis, 561 nucleotides long. The record is from the annotation of a GenBank genome assembly. Lineage: Eukaryota; Metazoa; Platyhelminthes; Monogenea; Polystomatidea; Polystomatidae.